GAGGAGUUUACUCCAAGUACCUGUGUAAAUGUGAAGGUGAAAGUUGUGUCUCAGUUUAGACCUGAAGUGUAGAUUGUUCUGUAAAACGUGUAGAUAUGCACAUAUAGUCACUAUUAGAGUGGUUAUAGAUUUAAAUCAACUAUUUUGAAUGUGAAGUGGAGGACGUGAAGACCAGUAAAGUUAAAAUGGCAGAGUCCAGAGUUCAUACUCAGUUUAAACUCACCUCAGAAGACUAUGUGGAGGCUGAUGUUGGUGAAGAGGUCACCCUCCCCUGUCACCUCUCACCUGACACCAGUGCUGUUGCCACGACGAUCAGGUGGUUUAAAGAGACAGAGUGUAUUUACCUGUAUCAGAAUGGCCAGGUGACAGAGAGGAGUGGCUAUGAGGGCAGAGUGAGUCUGAUCACCCAGGAGCUGGAGAGAGGCAACGUGUCUCUGAGGCUGAGAGACUUCAGGAGGUCAGAUAGAGGAGUCUACAUAUGUCAGGUCAUCCAUGGAGAACAGAAGGAGGAGGCUGCAGUGGGUUUAUGGGAUAGAGAAGCCUCAGGAUCACAGUAUUUACUACAUGAGACCCAGGAGGACAAGCUGAAGAGGGAGGCAUCAGCUGGUGAGCUUGGUAAGUAUGAGAGAGUCUGGAGGAGAGAGGGUUGAAUCAGGGAACAUGAGUGAUGUCAUUCAGUUUUUCAGACUAAUUCAUUUGUAAUGUAUCAAAUAGUCAAUAGACCAGUUGAUGAUUGGUUCAGCUCAGAUAACUGUUGACUGUAGGAAAUAA
This is a messenger RNA of Salmo salar (Atlantic salmon), 771 nucleotides long. Lineage: Eukaryota; Metazoa; Chordata; Actinopteri; Salmoniformes; Salmonidae. The record is from RefSeq and is a predicted model, not a curated record.